This is a messenger RNA of Venustampulla echinocandica, 1686 nucleotides long. RefSeq lists its product as uncharacterized. Lineage: Eukaryota; Fungi; Ascomycota; Leotiomycetes; Helotiales; Pleuroascaceae. The record is from RefSeq and is a predicted model, not a curated record. The transcript has a single exon. The coding region runs from base 1 to 1686 and encodes 561 amino acids.
AUGGCACCUACACCCGGCAUUCUCUACGUGACAAUGCAGCCCCAACCCGGGCUGCCACACUCCCAAUUCCACGACUGGUACAAUAACGAACACGGCGCAACACGUCUCCAGCAACUUCCCUUCGUCACGAACGGCUUCCGCUAUCGGGCAAACGACUAUAACGAUGCGGAGCCUCAACCUUCCGAGCAAAAGCCAGAAUGGAUGGCCAUAUACGACAUCACAGACAUGGCGGAGUUAACGAAGGAGCCUUACCUACGGCUACGCGGGCCUCCCGUAAAAACACAGAGGGAGGCAGAUGCAAUGGCACGGAUUAAUGUCAAUCGGAAACUGUAUGAUUUCCUCGAGACCUGGGAAUCAAAAGAAUUCAAGAGGCUGGAAGAAGUGGGGAACGAGGGCCAGGGAAAUGUCGUCCUUGCUGUAUCCCUUUCUUUAAAUCCUGGAGAGGGAAUGAAAGAGCAGGUGGAUAAAUGGUACAAGGAGGAACAUGUUGAGAUGAUGUCCAAAGUCCCCGGCUGGCUUCGCACACGGCGAUUUGUGACAUCCUCCAUCGACCCGAAUGCAGCGGUGGAAUACCUUACCUUGCACGAAUAUGCGCCGAAAAAUGGAUUGUGGGGGCCAGAAUUUAUGGCGGUCACUACCACGCCAUGGAGCAGUGAGAUUGCGAGCAAAGUAGUGAAGGACAAACGAGGACGAGUCUACGAUUUAUACUACACAUUCGGCCCAGCCCCUCGACAUCUGGGCCCGAGCCUCUCCGAGUGGACUUCCACCGACCCUUCCACCCCGUAUCCCACCAAGACGUUCUCUACAUCUCCAGUGAGCGCUGAUUAUGGUGCUAUCGAAUCAUUCAUCACCACCCCAGAUGGCGUUCCCCUCCCCUACCGUCUCGAGGGCUCCUCCGAUCCCAAUGCACCACUCAUCGUGCUCUGCAACUCCAUCCUCGUAACAUGGGGGAUCUGGGAUUCCUUCCUCACAUCCUUCUUCUCCUCUCCAUCCAACAAAAAGUACCGCAUCCUUCGCUACCAGACGCGCGGCCGCUCUUCCUCCUGCGGCGAGACACCCAUAACCGUUGAUCUCCUGGCCUCUGAUGUCAUCGCUCUGCUUGACGCAUUACGAGUCAAGAAAGCCGCCGCCGUAAUAGGAGUUAGUCUCGGUGGCGCCACGGCAUUAAACACAGCGCUGAAAUACCCCGAGAGGGUUGGGAGUUUUAUUAGUUGUGACACCAGUUCCAAAUCACCCGCGGGCAACUCCAAGGCAUGGGGUGAUCGUAUCGCAAUCGCUGAGAAGGAAUCAGCUGCCGAUCCCACCUCAGGUGAAAGUACCGUGGGCCAGGAUCUCGCCGAAUUAACUGUCCGGCGAUGGUUUGCAAAGGAAAACUAUGAUGGGAAAGAUAUGGAGAGGAAGGUUGGCGAAGUUAAGAGUAUGGUUGCCACCAAUAGUCUCGAGGGCUUUAAAAAGAGCGUAAGGGCACUGUUUGAGUAUGAUAUGAGGGAUGAGAUGAAGAAUAGUGCUGUUAAGGGUAUGUUUGUUGUGGGAGGCUCAGAUGGCGCUUUGCCGGGCUCCAUGAAGGAUAUGGCUGCCUCGUAUGGGCAGGGCGGAGCGAGAUUUGAAGUUAUUGGGAAUGCGGGACAUUUGCCUAUGGUUGAGAAACCUGAGGAGUUCUCGCGUGUGGUUUCGAGCUUUUUGUAG